AAGGAAGGAUCGCGAGUGUCCAGUUGCUGUCGUCGUUAUCGCGGGCCGGGCUGCUUAUCUUAUCAAGGACCGGGACCGGAACUUUAGGUCAUCACUUCAGGUCGGGUCCCUUGACGGCAGAGUGGACCCUAACCCGCUAAAACUGGUGGGGUUUUGCGGAGACCUAGUGGCCCGUCUCCCGUCCCUGCAUUCCGCCGAGUCCGCAGCGCCCGACUGGGGCUUUGCCGGGAGCUCUCUUGCCGGGACAGGAAAUUUCCUUCUAGCCCCGUCUACCCCGUCGACGAAUCCAACAUCCAAGUCGAUAUCCAAUUAUUGACGUCUUCUACGCCAUCAUCGCGCCAAAGCGGACGUCUUCAUCAUGCAUUAUAUCCGAUUUUGUCGGCCACCUCUGGUUGAGCAGGGCAGGUCAGGGCACAAGACACUGAAACUUGUUCUCACCAUCACAACCGACCUGAGCGACAAAUUCCUGUGCCCUCAUGAGCCGAUACAGCUUUCCAUCAUCGGAGCCGGCGCUCCAGCAAAUCCACAGAAUGGUCCGGUGCCUAUCAACCUGACGCCAAAGAACCCUCCAACUUGGAGGGCCGGUAUGCGUGUCUUGAAGGUCGAUGUUCUACUCCCACCACAGCCAAUCGAGACGGUCCAAGUCAGGCCAACCAGCCGACAAUUGACGGCCCUCAUCACCGACGACAUCAGCUCUGGCACCGGAGACGGCUUGAUUCUCCCUGUUUUCGCAGAUCUCGCACCUGGCCCGAACGACCAUAUUUGCUUCCGGAGCUUGCGCUUGCCUGGUGGAACCGCGACGCUUCAGGUGGAAGAGGAAAUGGGUGAGAGCAUGGCCCGUCAUGUGUGGGAUGGCGGCCUCACCACCGCCUCUUUUGUUGCCAACAUGAUCCUUGGCCAAACGGCUCCCAACGCCGGUACCACUACCAAGGCGUCGUUGCCCAUGCUGGCAAACAUAUUGCAACAAAAUGAUGGACCUCUGAACAUCAUGGAGUUAGGCUGCGGUGUGGGCAUUUUAGGCCUUGGUGUCGCGCGCAUCCUUGGAGUAUCAUCGCACGCAACAGCAGAGAAAUCGACCCUCCUCAUGACCGAUCUCCCUGACGCAGAAGAACGGACGCUGGCCAACAUUGCCCGCUCGGCGGACCAGACAGCCUGCUCCGUAAUGUACGAAAACUUGGACUGGGAAGACGGAAAGGACGGCAUUUUUGGGCCUGAGGUGACGUCGCGGGCGUGGGACCUGGUGAUUCUAAGCGACUGCACGUAUAAUGACUUGCUGCCCCAGCUGGUCAAGACUCUUUCCGCUGUCCAUGAUCACUCUGCUAAGCAUUCCAGCCCUUCCAACACCAAGAUCUUGCUUUCCACAAAGCCAAGGCACUCUGACGAGAGGGAGUUCUUUGACCUUAUGUCGAAAGAUGGAUGGUCGAUACAGGAGGAAGUCAAGCUGCCGCUCCCUGUUCUGAAUGACGAGGCUCAGACCGUCGAGGUCUACUUGUUUUCAAAGAGCUAAAGACAUCGGCUGCUUGCUGUUUGGGCAAGAUGUCCAUCAGCAUUGUCUGACGGGCCCUUGCCAUAGCUUGUCCUUCAUUUCAUCAGUAGGCGGCCUUGUCAAAGACCAUCCGUAGCUCCCUAGCAAGCAUUUGUUCAAGCCGUGUUUGACCAGGGCGCAUAUGCUUGAAC
Neurospora tetraspora is the source of this 1677-nucleotide messenger RNA. Its product is annotated as putative methyltransferase-domain-containing protein. The transcript has a single exon. NCBI's taxonomy places the organism in Eukaryota, Fungi, Ascomycota, Sordariomycetes, Sordariales, Sordariaceae. Gene Ontology annotation, cellular component: cytoplasm; nucleus. The record is from RefSeq and is a predicted model, not a curated record. The coding region runs from base 359 to 1507 and encodes 382 amino acids.